Rotaria socialis is the source of this 888-nucleotide messenger RNA. The record is from the annotation of a GenBank genome assembly. Lineage: Eukaryota; Metazoa; Rotifera; Eurotatoria; Philodinida; Philodinidae.
AUGUCUGUUCAUGGACAAGUUAAAGUACGAACAUCAGCUGAACAAAAAGCUGCACGUGAACGUGAACGAGCAGAAAAACUUCGAUUAUAUUCAACGCAAUAUGAAAAUAUAUUAAAUAACCGCCAAUUAAUGGAUUCUUUUAAUCUUUUAAAACAAACUGAAAAUAUUCUUGUUGAUCAUCCAGAUUGUUUUACACUUUGGAAUAUUCGAAGAGAAUCAAUCGUUAAAUUAGAAAAUGAUAAACAAAAAGAAUAUUUAGAAAAAGAAUUACAAGUAACACAGAUGUGUCUGAAAUCAAAUUCAAAAUCUUAUUCAUGUUGGUAUCAAAGACAAUGGUGUUUAAAACAAUUAAAAGAAAAAUUUAAUUUGAAUCUUUAUCAAAAUGAAUUAGAAUUAUGUAAAAAAUAUUUAGAGUAUGAUGAACGAAAUUUUCAUUGUUGGGCAUAUCGUUAUUAUCUUCUUGAACGUUUGUGUCCUUCAUCAACAUCUGAAUUAGAACCAUUUUAUGAAAAUGAAUUAUCAUUUCUUCGUUCAACAAUUGAUAAACUUCUUGAUCACAAUCCGUCUCGUCGUUCUACUCUGCUAUCAACUGAAUGGCAGCUUGUUUUAAGUGCUGUUUAUACUGAUUGUUCUGAUCAAGCUGCAUGGUUUUAUGCUCGAUGGCUAUUAUUUAAACAAUUGGGAAUUCAAUUAAUUAGUGAAGAUGAACAUAUUAAACCUUUAGAAGAACUCGAUGAACUUGAAUCAGGAAAUAAAUGGUGCAUGUUAGCCUUAUGUCAACUAUGGAAAGGAAAAGCUGAGAACAAUGAUAAAAGAAUAAACUAUUUGGAACAAUUAGCCAAUCGAAUUGAUCCUGAUCGUGAACAAUUUUAUAGAGAUCAAAUUUAA